AUGGCGUCUAGAAACCCCAACGCAGAUUUCCCUGCGUUCCCUCAACUCCCCAAAAUCCCUACCCUGAGCGGCGAGCAGGACUUCGAGGCUUGGCAUGAUGUGCUCCUUCUUCAGCUGAGCUACUUUGAUCUCCACAACAUCAUCACCGGUGACGAGCAGGCUCCUCCCAGUACCGCCUCAAGAGACGACCACGAACGCUUCAAUAGGAAGAAGGUCCUUGCCUACACAAUGCUCUCAAACAGCAUUCAGCCCAUCAUCACCAAGAUCCAAGCCCUCGGCUACCAUGGGAUGCAUUCUUUGGACCCGCGCAGCCUCUACCACGCUGUGCUCAAGUGGGACAUCGAUAUCUCCGCUGAGUACAAAUUCCGACUUGUCAAGGAGCUCACCGACAUCGAUCACUCUCAAUUUACCAACCUUCACGCAUUCUUGGACAGAGCUCUUUGGCUCCGCCGUCGUCUCAAGCGUGCGGCCUUUGAGGUUUCAGACGAGCUCAUGGGUCUAUUGCUGCUGAAAGGUAUCAGUUCCUACGACGAUGCCUGGACAAAGAUGGUGCUUCACGGCAAGACGACUGGGUCUCUGGUCGAGAAGGAUAUUGUUCCGCUGAUCGCAAAAAAGGCAGCUGAGCAGGAGGCUAUGAGCAUUACUUCCACCAUCGCCUGUAAAAAGCCUACCCAGGAAAAGGGCAUCCAGGCCACCCUGGUGAAUGUUACUGGGGAAAAGAGCACCCAGGCUACCUAUACGAAGGCUCACCACGAAAAUGGCACCCAGACCGAGUCGACUCCAAACCAGACCUGCAACGAGGCUUCUAACUGUAAUACUCCCCGUCCUGAUACCCCGGGCGGCAGGGUCUGGACUGGACCCGAGGAUGAUUUGCAGACCAUCAAGCCCUUUGAUCUGGCCACCUCUCCUGACGGCGCUUCACAGGAUACUGCCAAGGUCGGAAGUCAGAGCAUGACCACGGACGACACCUUCAACAAUGACGAUGCGCCCACCACUGUUGAUGCCAGGAACGGCACGCCCCAGAGCCAGUCCAAUUCCGGCAGCAAGAGUCCCGAUACUAACAUCACCACCCCGUCGCUUACUCCCAGCGGUGCCCGGUUGAGCGAGAACAAAGCUGUCAUCUCAAUCGCUGCCAAAGAUACCAACACAGGCUUGACCAAGCGCCCAAACCCCCAGCCUUUCCAUCCUGUCACCAACACUAGCUAUCAGUCCGAAGGCACCUCUGAGCAGCCUGAUGGUUUCGGUUUUACCAGGCGCAGCACUCCACAAAACGAUCCUGCCAGUCACGACAAUCCUCAGAAUGGUCCCGAUUUCAUGAAUCCCCUUGCCACUAUCCCGGGUCACAUUCACAACCGCCAAAAGGACGUCCACGCUUGGCUCUUGGGUAACUCCUGGAGCAACAAGGAUAUCAAUUCAUGGAAUACCACCGAGAGCCCUACUGUUCCGAGCUACCAGAACAGCACUAUCACCCUGUCCCAGGCCGCUGCCUCUGUGCAGCAGCAGCAGCAGCAGCAGCAGUCUCCUCCAUCCGUUGAAGAUAGGUUCGGACCUGAAACUUUUGCUUGGAAUUUGCGCGCGGCGAAUUUAGGCCCGGAUGGAAAGCCCAGAUUGAGGAUUAAGAAGCGUCCAUUUGGAGCUUCUGACCCGCGCCAUUGGUAA
Molecule: messenger RNA, 1659 nt
Organism: Sordaria macrospora k-hell
Lineage: Eukaryota; Fungi; Ascomycota; Sordariomycetes; Sordariales; Sordariaceae
Source: RefSeq, a predicted model, not a curated record